AUGAAAACGGAAAACGUUAAGUGGCUCAAAGAUUUCUCUCAAACCAUUAUAAAACCAAUAGAGAUAAUAAUUGAGCGCGGAUCACUGACAAUGUCUCGAGAUCCAUCGAAUCUUCAUCCAUUACCGAGAUUAGUGCUCGACGGCGUAGUGCGUAAGGUAUGUCGCACACUUCGAGAAAAGCGAUAUACCUUAUUGCAAUCAUUGUUUAAAUAUCUAUGUGCCAUAUUUAUCUCCUCUCUCAUUGAAGGAAGUUCCAGUCAUCCAGUGUUAGGUGGUAGGAUGACUGUUCCUACUUCCUCCUUGCUCUAUGGUAUCCUUAGGAAUCGCACCUACUUCUUCAAAGUAGGGGAGUUUAUCAUUCACCUCUCUCCCUCACCCCCCACCCUCCUCACCAUCUAA
Molecule: messenger RNA, 399 nt
Organism: Leptosia nina
Lineage: Eukaryota; Metazoa; Arthropoda; Insecta; Lepidoptera; Pieridae
Source: the annotation of a GenBank genome assembly